AUGAUCGCGAGGGGUCUGAUGCUUGGGCCAGACCAACCGGUGGUUCUCCACAUGCUGGACCUCCCUAAGUCGGCGGACGCCCUGAGCGGCGUCAGGAUGGAGCUGAUCGAUGUCGUGUUGUCUCUUCUCAGAGGUGUUGUGGCAACGAGCGACGAGGCCGAAGCGUUCCGAGGCGUCAGCUUCGCCGUCCUGAUCGGCGGAUGGCCGAGGAAAGAGGGGAUGCAGAGGAAAGACCUCAUCGCCAAGAACGUCCCCAUAUACCAGUCCCAGGCUUCUGCGCUGCAGCAGCACGCUGCCCCAAACUACAAGGGUUUUAGGUGGUACACAAGGAGGCUUAGGAUCGAUGAAGACGGCGGCGUGGCUGACGAGUUCUUGGAUGAAAUUAUCCCGGAAGGCUCAAUCAGCAACGACAAAGCGCAAGGAAACUCGAAUACAAUAGUGGCUCUUGCUGGGAACAAGGCUGAUUUGUUAGAUAAAGGUGGGAUUCUAUUUCUAAUGCCCCUGCAGCUUCUACUGCGACGGCUCUGCCUCCUUGUGGUCAUCUGCCUGUUCUUGGUUGGGGUUGUCAAUGAUGUCGGCUUUGAGAAUGAAGGGACUGCACUGAACGCCCCAGGAAUUCCUAUUGCAAUUGGAUUAUAUCUAUAUGGUUACUGCUACUCAGGGCAUGGGGUUUUUCCAAAUAUCUAUUCCUCCCUGAAGAUUCGCAACCAGUUUCCUUCAAUUCUUUUUACUUGUAUUGGGCUGUCUACCUUUUUGUAUGCUGGUGCUGCAGUGAUGGGAUACAAAAUGUUUGGUGAAGCCACAGAGUCCCAAUUCACACUCAACUUACCAGAUAAUUCUGUCAUUUCUAAGAUUGCUGUUUGGACAACGGUGGCAAAUCCAAUAACCAAAUAUGCAUUAACUAUUAUUCCAUUGGCUAUGAGUUUGGAAGAGCUGCUGCCACCAAACCAACAAAAGUAUUCUACAAUAAUCAUGCUUAGAUCAUCUCUGGUGAUAUCAACCCUCCUGAUUGCUCUAUCUGUGCCUUUCUUUGGACUUGUGAUGGCCUUGGUUGGUUCUUUGUUUGCCAUGCUUGUGACCUACAUUUUGCCUUGCGCGUGUUUUUUGGCGAUCCUCAAGACAAAAGUAGGGUGGCAUCAGAUAGCAGCUUGCUCGUUCAUCAUAGUUGUCGGGGUUUGCUGUGCCUACGUGGGAACAUACUCGUCCCUGUCGAAGAUAAUCCAGAACUACGCAUAGCACAACUGUUCCUGUGAUCCUGUAUAUGCAUCUGCCCGACAAAAUCAUGUGUGUGCUAUAUGGGCCAAACAUAUGUACAAGAUAAAAGUUUACCAUUCAAUUCACUCGAUGUAUAAUAAAUUA
Zea mays is the source of this 1359-nucleotide messenger RNA. Its product is annotated as amino acid transporter AVT1B. The record is from RefSeq and is a predicted model, not a curated record. The transcript is spliced from 11 exons. NCBI's taxonomy places the organism in Eukaryota, Viridiplantae, Streptophyta, Magnoliopsida, Poales, Poaceae. Bases 1 to 1236 code for a protein of 411 amino acids. Gene Ontology annotation, molecular function: malate dehydrogenase activity. Gene Ontology annotation, biological process: malate metabolic process.